UUUCUCCUUUGUUGUUCCAGGCGGAGAAAGAGAUGGUAGCUUGCUGUGUUGAGGUUUUCCUGAGAGGUCUGUGAAACUUUAGCUGAAUUUGACUCCCAAAGAGUGGGUUAAAACUAGCUAGCCUUCCGCCAGAGCUAGUUUGUAAAGAUUUUCAUAAAAUAGGAAGAGAAACAAAACGAUGCGGCUUUUGUCGGUUUAGAGGAGCUGGUGAGUUCAUAAAGAGCCUUGGGAUAAAGUUGAGGGGAAAACCGGGUUUUUUUUGGUACCCUACCUUCCGUUUCUUCCUCUCCUGACAUUGUCAAGAAGUUCCCGCUGCUCAUCGCCACAGAUGGACUUGAGAUAAAAUCAGCUGAAGCUCUACCUUCACCCUGACCUCCAGCUGGUCCCAGAGCCCCAAGCAUUCACCCAGAAUGACCGACCCCACCGAGCUGAGCUCUGAGGGAGAGGGGACUCGGGUGGACAUCUGCAGUUUGGAAAUAGAGAGACAGUAUGACAUCAUCCCUACUGUCAUCUGCUCCAUGUGUUGCCUGUUUGGCAUCAUCUACUGCUUCUUUGGUUACCGCUGCUUCAAAGCUGUCAUGUUCCUGUCCGGUCUCAUGUUCGGAUCGGUCAUCAUCUUCCUGCUGUGCCACAAGCAGCACGUCCUGGACACCCAGCUGAGUGUGGAGGCCAGCGCGGGGAUCAGCCUCGGUAUCGGCCUCAUGUGCGGGCUGGUCACCAUGCUGGUGAGGAGCGUGGGCCUCUUCAUGACGGGCCUGUUGCUGGGACUCUUACUGGCUCUCGCCGGCCUGCUGAUCACUCACCAGUUCUACACGCCAACCAGUCUCUGGGUUCCUUUAGGCUCUCUGCUGGGAACGGGCAUGCUGUUUGCCGUGCUGACUCUGCAGUGGCAAAAGAUGUUCACCAUGCUGUCCACGGCUGUGUUUGGGGCGGCCAUCAUGACUGUGUGUGCUGAUUACUUUGUGGAGAUGCUGGCUCUGGCCUCGUACGUGUACGACUGCCUGCGCCUCUCACUCGGCCCGGUGCUCUGCUGGUACAGCUGGGUCAUUCUGGGAAUCUGGCCAGCUCUUAGCCUCAUUGGAGUUGUGAUCCAGUGGAAACUCACGGAUGACAGCUUCUCACACACCGAGGUGGUGGUCAAUCGGAGACAGAAGAGAGUCCAGCUGAUGCGGAUUCGAGAGAAGGACGCCAAGAAGCGACAGCAGGCAGGUGGGCAGGAAGGCAUAUAUCGCCGUAAACCCACCCCAGUCAAACGUUACGCUGGGGAUCUACUGGCACCGAGCUACCUACAAAGUUUGCGCGACAGACAGACGGGAACAGGCACUUCCCUUAGCAGCCUCGGCGCCACCAGCCAAACCGUGAUCGACUUGGACUACGACACCGGCUCCACGGUUCCACUCACAGCCACGACUCCUGUCGUCAGGGUGUGAGCCACUUCCUCCCCAACGUACAGCACCUCCUAUAGAAGGAUGUUUAAAGCGUCUUCCCAACGUAGACCAGAGAACCGAUUUAACUUAGUUUUGCUGGAAAUCCCAUGUGGAGCGAUAGCGCCCUCUGUGAAUGCUGUUCUCCGCAGGGCAACGAUGGGCGUUAAACUCCCGUUUGAUGUAAAACCACUGCAAGGAAAACAGACACUCGUUUCCACUCAUCAUGUGUUAGAUACACAGCAGCAAGUCCGAGCCUGAGAAACAGAAGCAUAUCUGUUUAACGUUAAGUACUGUACUUUAGUUGUUAGCCAUUACCGUGGAAGGUCGUAUUAUCACUGAUCUGAGGUCUGUGGUCACAGGAAUUGAGAAAACCUUUAAAGCCACUAUUUUAAACAGUGGCGGGAAGGUAAAAUAAUGCAUGUGAUAUUAGGUUUGACUAAGUGAAGCAGAAAUUAGAUUUUUAAAGUCCUGUGUCAGUGGCACCACUUUAGACCAUCUGUUUUUGUUUUUAUUACGUAGCAUUUGUUUCAGUACAAUCAGUGAAGAGUUAAGACUGUGGAGUUUUUUUUAAAUAUAAUUUAUGUAACAACAAAGUACCUGGUAGUUUUUUUUUAUUAUUUUAAAGCACAAAAGCUUGUUUGUCCUACAUUUGUUCUAGAUUACAGAAUACUUUUUCAUUUUGUUACCUGAAUAUGUAAAUACCUGUUCAUAGAAUUGACCUGGAAGAGUGGAUUUGUUUAAUAAAAACAGUUUUAACUUA
This is a messenger RNA of Nothobranchius furzeri (turquoise killifish), 2187 nucleotides long. RefSeq names its product transmembrane protein 198. The record is from RefSeq and is a predicted model, not a curated record. NCBI's taxonomy places the organism in Eukaryota, Metazoa, Chordata, Actinopteri, Cyprinodontiformes, Nothobranchiidae. Gene Ontology annotation, cellular component: plasma membrane.